This is a messenger RNA of Dissoconium aciculare CBS 342.82, 1032 nucleotides long. RefSeq lists its product as uncharacterized. Bases 1 to 1032 code for a protein of 343 amino acids. Gene Ontology annotation, biological process: protein quality control for misfolded or incompletely synthesized proteins. NCBI's taxonomy places the organism in Eukaryota, Fungi, Ascomycota, Dothideomycetes, Mycosphaerellales, Dissoconiaceae. The record is from RefSeq and is a predicted model, not a curated record. Gene Ontology annotation, molecular function: misfolded protein binding. Gene Ontology annotation, cellular component: i-AAA complex. The transcript has a single exon.
AUGUACCAGGCCUACAUCAUUGCGGCAUUCCACAAAUAUCCCGAAGAGGUGGCGAAACCAUUGCGGAAAGCAUUGUAUUACACGAAUUACGAUCCACAGCCAAAGGAGGCAUUGAAGUAUUACAAACAAGCGUUGCUGAUCGCUCGGGAUCUCCCCAUGGACCCUUUCAGUGACGAAGUCAUGGGACUGAAAAUUCAGGUCGCUGCAUUUUUGGAGAUGCACAACCAGUUCAAGACGGCGAUUGAUGUCCUGGAAGCACUUCGGAUACAGAAUCUGCAGUGGAUCGAGGACCACGGUGAGAAGGAUGCUUUGAAGAAGAUACGGACGAGGGUCCUCGCCAAAACAAUCGCUACAUCGGUCAAGCUUGGAGAGCUGUACGCGAACCCAACGAUCUGGGAUCGCGACACUGCAGAGGCACGGCUUGUCUGGGCGGUUGAAGCGGCUUUGAGAGAGAAGCAGCGGCGCAAGGACCACAAUGUCAGUGUCGAGAAAGAGGGCGAAUGGAUGGAUGACAGCAGCAUGGGCGCAGCAAUCGAGUCAUUGGCACAUCGCUACGAAGCAAGCGAUCAGCAUUAUCUUGCGUCACCCUUGUUCUUGAAGGCACUCACACUCUACCCAGCACAAGAUUGUCAUUCAGUCGUUCUGAUGAACAAUCUUGCAUCGAGCAUUGCACAACAGUCGCCCCGCGCCGCCCUUGCCAUUCAAGCGAAUGCAAACCCCAACUCUAUCGAAGACCGACCAUCUGGACCGUUCCCGACUCGUGAGUCACUGCUGCAAAGUGCUGCGAACUGGGCGCAGAAAGCGAUUGAUGUCGCUGCAGCCAUUGGGCCUCCGACAAGGACAGAAGAAUGCGAUAUGGGUUGCGCCGUUGCUCUGCACAAUCUUGGUGAAUUCGCAGAGAUGGCGAAAGAUGUUGCGACUGCUAAAAAGAGAUAUACCGAAGCCGUGUCCAUCGCCCGUGCAGUUGGGUUUACUGAAGGUGUCCAGGCGAGCUCUGCACGGCUGAAGGCUAUCGCGAAAGCCGAAUCAUGA